AUGAAGAGAAGGCAGUGCGAGUGCGAGGACGAGUCGGCCACAACAAGGCUUAAGGGGAUGGAGCAGGGCCCGGAGGAAAAGUCUUACUUGUGGGGUUCUCAAGACUUUUCAAAACCACCCAGCAGACAGUUUUUCCUCCCGAUACACCGCAAGCAGAAAUACAAUAUGUUCAUGAGGAUCAACAGCAGUUGUGAACACAAUCCUCGUCAGCUUGGGAACCUGGUCUUGUUAGCAAGGCCCUGUCACCAGAAAUCCACUCUGCUGCAGGGGCAAAAGUUUGAUGGUGGGGAAGAUGGACAAGUAGAACUAUUUUCGUCAGAAAAUGGGAUAUUCAAGCUUCAGUUCGACUAUGUCAGCCCGUUAGGUAACUUCUCCAACCUCUACCUGGGGAUAUGGUACAAUUACCAGGACGGACCCCCGGUUUGGAUUGCAAACCGGAACUCCCCGUUUCGGCUCGAAUCUCCAGCGCUUACAAUUGACAACACUGGCAGCUUCAAGAUCCUGCAUUCAGGUCGUGAACCCUUCAUCCUAUAUGAGUACGAACCAGCAACAAAUAAUAGUCAUAAUACAAGUGCCACGCUGGAAGAUUCAGGGAAUCUAGUACUCCACCAGCUCAAUCCUGAUGAUGGGUCAAAGGAAAAGAUCCUCUGGCAGAGCUUCGAUCACCCAACAGAUACACUUCUCCCUGGGAUGAAAAUUGGAAUCUACCACAAAACUGGCAGAAUUUGGUCAUUAACUUCGGCUAGAAGCACACUUUCACCUGCUGCUGGCUCAUUUACUUUCGGCAUGGAUCCUAAUGCUACCACUCAGUUGGUGAUUUGGCAGAGAGGGAAAGUGUUUUGGAGAAGUGGGGUUUGGAAGAAUGGAGGAUUCUCUGAUAUGAGGAAGGCUUCCACCUUCAAUCGGGCGUACAAUUUCAGCUACUUCACCAGUGAGAACGAAACAUACUUCCACUACUCGUUAGUGGAUAGAGCCAUCAGCCUUUUCCCUUUGUUGUCAAUAGAUGUUGAUGGUUCAAUUAGGGGCUUCAGGUAUGGUCGUGACUCCGUGCAAGUUUAUUGUGGCCAGCCGUACAACGGGAUAGGCUGUGUGCCUUUGGAGAUGCCUGAAUGCAGAAUCAGCAAUGGUGAACUAAAAUUUGGGUUCCACUCCCAUGUGGGUUUCAUGUCCAGAGAAGGAUUCAGGUACAGCAACACUGAAAAUCUGACACUAGAGGAUUGCAAAGGAAUGUGCUUGAGCGCCUGUUCUUGUGCUGCAUAUGCUACUUCCAAUGAAGAUCGCACUGGCUGUGAAAUUUGGAACUCCACGUUCAGCUUCAGGGAGUCUCCAUUUUCAGAUCAUUCGAGGUUUAUAUACUUCAGUGACCAAGAUCAAGGUGACAGGAAGAUCAAUUUGAAGAAUUUGUUUGGCAUAAUGGACCAAAAUGCAUUGCCUAAGACAUUGAAUGGCAUGGCUGAAACACUGGGAGAUUACAACACCCAUAACGUACUGAGAUGCAUUCAUAUUGGUCUAUUGUGUGUUCAAGAUCAACCCACAGAUAGGCCUACUAUGUCUGAUGUUGUGGCCAUGCUGUCCAAUGAGACGUCGGAGCUUCCCGACCCAAAGCAGCCUGCAUUUUUGGCGAGUGCAGUGGUGGAGGAGAUUGAUGUUUUGGAGCUCAAUGACCAGAAUUGUUCCAGAAACACUGUGACCAUCACUGUAAUGCAGGCAAGAUAG
Linum tenue is the source of this 1716-nucleotide messenger RNA. Lineage: Eukaryota; Viridiplantae; Streptophyta; Magnoliopsida; Malpighiales; Linaceae. The record is from the annotation of a GenBank genome assembly.